Molecule: messenger RNA, 2700 nt
Organism: Puccinia triticina
Lineage: Eukaryota; Fungi; Basidiomycota; Pucciniomycetes; Pucciniales; Pucciniaceae
Exons: 7
Coding region: 1-2700 (899 amino acids)
Biological process (GO): microtubule-based movement
Cellular component (GO): dynein complex
Molecular function (GO): minus-end-directed microtubule motor activity; dynein light intermediate chain binding; ATP hydrolysis activity
Source: RefSeq, a predicted model, not a curated record
AUGAAAAGAGUCUUCAAAUCCCUGUACGUCUUGGACGUAAUCCAGAUACCGGAGGUUCUCAAAACUCUCUACAAACUAGUCGAGGCUCUGGGUAAGCUUCAAAAAGCUUUGGGUGAGUACCUCGAGCAUGAGCAAUCCUCCUUCCCCCGGUUCUACUUCGUCGGUGAUGAAGAUCUACUCAAAAUCCUCGGGAACAGCAAGGAUAUUCUCCGGGUCGUCAAGCAUCUCAAGAAAAUACUCGAGUUGCAGAUGCAAUUUUCCCUGGCCGAGCUGCUCUGCAAGGCUGUCGAUGAGCUUGUCACAUUCUACACCCAAGGCGAAUCGCUUGACAAGGCCAAAUUUCUUGCAUGGAUCAAAUCUUACCCCGCUCAGUUGGUUGUGCUUGCAAUCCAAAUCAUGUGGACUCAAACAAUCAACAACGCGCUGCGAAACGACACUGCUUUAUCGGCCCCCCUUCAAACUGUCUUGCGCACAUUAGAUCUGCUCGCUUUUGUUCUCGGAGAACUAGAUCCUGUCAUGCGACAAAAGUGCGAGCACUUAAUAAACGAGCUGGUGCAUCAAAGAGAUGCUCUACACAGUCAAUUGGGAGGGUCUCCAUUUGGACCAGCUGGGACGGGCAAAACCGAGUCCGUCAAAGCGCUCGGAGUUCAGUUGGGCCAAUUUGUUCUUGUUUUCUGCUGUGACGAGACAUUUGAUUUCCAAGCAAUGGGCCGGAUUUUUGUCAGACUCUGUCAAGUCGGAGCUUGGGGCUGUUUUGACAAGGCAAAUCGAUUGGAGGAAAGCAUCCUCAGUGCCGUGUCUCAGCAAAUACAAAGUAUCCAGCAAGGCUUGAAAGCUGCCUUGGUCAACCCUAACGCAGAGGUAGAAUUAGUCGGAAAAACGUUGAAGAUUAAUCCCCAUACUCAUGGGAUUUUUAUCACGAUGAAUCCUGGAUAUGCUGGUCGAUCAAACUUACCAGACAAUCUGAAGAAGCUCUUCAGAAGUAUGGCGAUGACUCUCCCGGACCGAGAAUUGAUUGCCCAGGUGAUGCUGUUCUCCCAAGGAUUUCGGACCGCUGAAACCCUCGCAUCCAAGGUGGUUCCUUUCUUCAGUUUGUGUGACGAGCAGCUUUCCAAGCAGCCCCAUUACGACUCCGGAUUGCGGGCCCUCAAGGCUGUCCUCACAAGUGCCGGCCAUCUCAAGCGCUCCCAACUUCAAACCAGUAGCUCUUUGGCUGCCGAUAGUCUCUCUGAUUCGUCCAAUAGUCGCGCGGAACAAGAAAUUUUGGUCCAAAGUGUCACUGAAACUACAGUUCCUAAGUUGGUGGCGGAUGAUAUCAGAGAGACUAUCGGCAGCCAAAGAGCUGCUGGUUUGAAGUUGGGAGCGCUUGAGAUGGCCGGCACUUGUGAGGACAGCCUUGUGCGACAUGCACCCCUGGUAAUGGUCGAUUAUCCUGGAGAAGCGUCAUUGAAACAGAUCUACGGUACCUUCAACAGAGCCGCCUUGAAAGUCGUCCCCAACUUGCGAGGCCAUGCAGAGCCCCUCACAUCAGCUAUGGUCAAGUUUUAUCUGGCUUCCCAAAAGCGUUUUACGUCCGACAAUCAAGCACAUUACAUCUACAGUCCUCGUGAGUUGACCCGAUGGACUCGAGGUAUCCAUCAAUCCAUCAAACCUUUGGAAACACUCUCCUUGGAAGGCCUCGUUCGAGUUUGGGCCCACAAAGCACUCCGCUUGUUUCCAGACCGAUUGGUCUCAGAGGAUGAGAAGCGGUGGACAGACGAACAAAUUGAUGCGAUGGCCAUCCAACAUUUCCCCAGUCUCGAUCAGUCUGAGGCGCUUGCUCGGCCGAUCCUCUUUUCUAACUGGACCUCUAAGCACUGCAUCAGCGUCGAUCGAGAUCAAUUGCGUGAUUACUUGAAGGCAAGGCUACGGGUGUUUUAUGAAGAGGAACUUGAUGUGCCAUUGGUCUUGUUCAACAAUGUACUCGAUCAUGUCUUGAGAAUCAAUCGUGUAUUCCACCAAGUUCAAGGUCAUCUACUUUUGAUCGGUGUAAGCGGGAGCGGAAAAACUACUCUAUCUCGAUUUGUUGCGUGGAUGAACGGCUUGAGUGUGUUUCAAAUCAAAGUGCACAACAAAUACACCGCCGACGACUUGGACGAUGAUUUGAGGAACGUUUUGCGCCGGUCUGGUUGCGAAGCUGAGAAGAUAUGUUUCAUCAUGGACAAAUCUAAUGUACUCGACUCUGGAUUCCUCGAAUGCAUGAAUACUCUUUUGGCCAAUGCGGAAGUGCCCGGUUUAUUCGAAGGCGAUGAACACGCUGCGCUGAUGACGGCUUGGGCCCAGCGUGAUGGUGUUGUGCUGGACUCUCCUGACGAGCUCUACCAAUGGUUUACUCAACAGGUUGCCAAAAACCUACACGUGGUGUUUACCAUGAACCAACCGGAAAAUGGUCUGGCCUCACGAGCGGCCACCUCCCCAGCUUUGUUUAACCGCUGCAUGUUGGAUUGGUUUGGAGACUGGUCCGAUCAAGCGUUUUACCAGGUUGGAAUGGAAUUCACGAGCAGUUUGGAUCUUGAUACCAGCCAAUACGUACCACCGGCGAACUUCCCAGUCGUCUAUCGACAGCUAUCACUUCCUCCAGUCCAUCGAACUGCCAUUAUCAAUGCCUUGGUUGCUGUUCACAUGUCAAUGUACAAAACCAACCGCCGCUUGGCCCACUGA